AUGUAUUUAGUUGCCAUUAAAACGAAAGAAGGAGAAGAAGAGCUGGCUGCAUUGUCUUCGGGAACAGUGGUUAUUAUAAUAGGACAGAGUGUAGUGUUAGCAUAUGCUAGUCAAUCAAGUUGGACUGUUGAGACUACACAAGGAUUAGUUAAAGGCUCUAUAGCCCCAGACGGCGAUUAUUACACUUUCCUGGGUCUGAAAUAUGGUGAAUCUAUAAUAGACAAAAAUAGAUUUAUGUCGCAAGUGGAAAUCCACAAGCAAGAACUCAUAAUUGAAAGUAAAACUAUUCAAUCGCUAACGGAACAAUUAUCAAUCAAGGAUCAACAAGGACGAUUAAAUAAUCUGGAGAUCUUAGGAAUACCCUCCAAAAAAGGUGAAAAUCUGAUUGGUAUUCUAAAAAAUAUUGCUACGAAGGUUGGCUUCGAUUUAAUUCCCGCGGAUAUCGAUUAUAUACACAGAGUACGUCGAUUUGGAUCGAACUCAAAAAGUCAUGUAGAUAACCAGCUGCCACCUAACAUUAUCGUUAGGUUUACCCAGCGCAAGAGAAAAAAUGAUAUGCUAGCAGCGGCGCGAGUACGACGUGGGCUCACGUCAGCUGAUGCUGGAGUGGAUGGACCUCCGACCUCAAUUUUUAUCAAUGAUCACCUCACCCCACAAAAUAAGAUACUCUACAGACGAACUAGGGAACUUGGAAAAGAAAAAGGAUAUAAAUAUAUAUGGAUAAAUAACUGUCAGAUAUUUGUACGUAAAAGUGAUACAUGCAAGGCUGUUCUGAUACAAAAUGAUAGUGAUUUGUCCAAAAUAAAGUGA
Achroia grisella is the source of this 810-nucleotide messenger RNA. RefSeq lists its product as uncharacterized. The transcript is spliced from 3 exons. The record is from RefSeq and is a predicted model, not a curated record. NCBI's taxonomy places the organism in Eukaryota, Metazoa, Arthropoda, Insecta, Lepidoptera, Pyralidae. The coding region runs from base 1 to 810 and encodes 269 amino acids.